AUGGCUCGUUUCGCGGAAGAGCUACCCAGCAGAUAUGGAGGGGGUCCCGGUGGCGGUGGUGGUGGAGGAGGCGGUGGGGCUGGUGCCGCUGGUGCCCGGGGAGGAGGUGCGGCGGGCGCGCAGAGGAUGUACAAGCAGUCCAUGGCACAGCGAGCGCGCACCAUGGCCAUCUACAACCCCAACCCGGUCAAACAGAACUGCUUCACCGUCAACCGCUCGCUCUUCAUCUUCAGGGAGGAUAAUGUCAUCAGGAAGUACGCCAAAAGGAUCACCGAGUGGCCAUAUCCUUCCACAAGUGGUGACAAGUAUCAAAGCAUAUGUGUCUUAUCUGUUUGUUUGAACCAGGGACUGCAGCUGUUGUUUAUUGUAUAG
This is a messenger RNA of Knipowitschia caucasica, 372 nucleotides long. The record is from the annotation of a GenBank genome assembly. Lineage: Eukaryota; Metazoa; Chordata; Actinopteri; Gobiiformes; Gobiidae.